Messenger RNA from Fonsecaea multimorphosa CBS 102226, 1572 nucleotides. RefSeq lists its product as uncharacterized. Bases 1 to 1572 code for a protein of 523 amino acids. The record is from RefSeq and is a predicted model, not a curated record. NCBI's taxonomy places the organism in Eukaryota, Fungi, Ascomycota, Eurotiomycetes, Chaetothyriales, Herpotrichiellaceae. Gene Ontology annotation, biological process: transmembrane transport. Gene Ontology annotation, cellular component: membrane. The transcript has 4 exons. Gene Ontology annotation, molecular function: transmembrane transporter activity.
AUGUCAAAAAGCCCAGAACUUCGAUCGCAAAUCGACGUGGCGCAUGAAAAAAGCCUCGAGCCGGGCAACGGCGGGCACGACGACAAUCUCGAACUCCAUCUUCACGACGUUGGGGCCAAGUAUGCCACGACUGCAGACGAGACGGAAUUCACCACGGCCGCACAACGACGAUAUCUUCGCCGCAUCGACAUGCUCCUCAUGCCCAUUCUCUUCAUAUCCUGGGGCUUACAAUAUGCGGACAAGAGCAUCCUUAACAGCGCCGCUCAGUUUGGCAUCGUUGAGGAUCUGGACCUGGCGACAGUAGUCAUGGUCGAUGGCAAGCCUACCGCCAGCUUGAAGAAGUUCUCGUACGCGGUGAUGCUGUUUUAUUGGGGCUACUUUACGGGAGUACUGCCUGCUACCUAUCUGGCGCAACGAAUCCCAAUCGGCAAGUUCGUGGGAGUGUCAAUCGUGGUUUGGGGCCUUGUGACCAUGUCAACCGCUCUUGUAUCGUCCUACUCGGGGCUCAUGGUCAACAGAUUCUUUCUGGGUGUGAGUGAAUGUACGCCAGCACCAGCCUUCUCCCUUAUCACGGCCAUGUGGUAUACUCGCGAGGAACAACCUCUCCGUAUUGCCAUCUGGUACUCGGCUUCUGGCAUGGGUAGCCUUCUGGCUGGCAUCGCGUUUUAUGGCAUCGGUCAUAUCCAUGGAUCUCUUCACCCUUGGAAGUAUCAGUACCUCAUUCUCGGAGGGGUCACGGUCCUCUGGGGCAUAGUAGUGGUGUGCUUCCUCCCAGACAACCCAAUGAAGGCGCGAUUCCUCACCGAAGACGAGCGUGUGCUCGCCGUCAAACGCAUACGCGCCAGCCAAACCGGGAUCGAGAAUUCGGUGUUCAAGCACUAUCAGUUCAAGGAAGCUUUGCUCGAUCCCAAAACCUGGCUUUUGGUCCUUACGGCUUUCACCAUCACCUUGGUCAACGGCGCCCUUUCCGGCUUUGGGUCGAUCCUUAUCCGCAGCUUCGGCUUUUCGGCAUUCCCUUCGGUCUUGCUCAGCGGAAGCGCUGGAGCCGUGGUGGUCGUAUCUUUGUUGACCUUUGGAACCAUCGCACUCUACUGCCGCAACCAGCGCAUCAACAUCUUCAUCGUCACCUCCCUGCUGGUGAUUGCCGGCUGUGUCAUGAUCUGGAAAUCUAGCUGGAAGAAUCUCGGCGUGCCCCUUGGGGGGUUCUACCUGCUGAGCUUCUUCGCCGUCGCCUACGUGAUGCUCCUGUCGCUCAUGACGGCCAAUACCGCUGGCCACACCAAGAAAGCCACCACGUCGGGCCUCGUCUGGGCCAGCACGGUCGUCUCCAACGCCGUGGGUCCCUUGCUGGUGAAAACGACCGAAGCCUCAGAACAUUACCCGAGUCUGGUGGAGCCGAUCCUGGCGGUGCUCGCGCUCUCGGUGGGCAUGAUGGGCGCGCUGCGGGCGUAUGUGUACAUGCAGAACAAGGCUCGAGACGCGAAAGGGACGGUGACAGAAAGUGACUUGUCCGAGACAGCGUUUGCAGAUAUGACAGACCGUGAGAACCCGAAUUUCAGAUACUCUUGGUAG